This is a messenger RNA of Peronospora matthiolae, 1302 nucleotides long. Lineage: Eukaryota; Oomycota; Peronosporomycetes; Peronosporales; Peronosporaceae. The record is from the annotation of a GenBank genome assembly.
AUGCGCGGUGAGAUCGACUGCAAGGCACCGGGCCUUCAGCUUCUGAGACACAAAGCGUUGGAGAAGCUGCAGUCAUGGCCUAGUCACGAGUUUCUGCAUAUGAAGCGAGAGUGGAAUCAGAGCGCAGAUCGACUAGCCAGCACAGCAUUGCAGAGCGAAAAGGGAAGAACGGUUGUAGCUGAAGAGGAUCGGCAAGAUCUGAUGACUCUGAACCGUCUCGAUGAAUUGUUGAAGCCCAAGCAAGAUGGUCAGCUAGCUCGGGUAACUGCGAUCGCGAGAUCAGCCAGGAGGAUACGUCAUGAACCUGAAGUGAUACAGGAGGAGAUAGUACAUAGGAUCAGGAUUCAACGAAUUGUCCAAGCUCAAGAUGAAGAGUGUUGGAUUGUCAAUCUCAAGACAUAUCUAAGUGGCGAUGUAUCAAACUUGGAUGCGGUAGAAGUGAAGAUGUGCGCCAAACUGGCGCCGGAUUACGAGAUCGAUGAGAACAAUCUGCUAUUUUUUUGCCCCAUGGCGAAAAGAGAGUCGGAAGAUCGCGAUGGUUUGAUGCGGUUGGUGAUCCCUGAGACGUUGCAGCAGGAUUUUUUGCAUCACUAUCACACGAGUCUGGAAGGAGGCCAUCAGGGUAUUGGCCGAACCUAUCAGAGGAUCAGAUCGCGAUUUCAUUGGAGAGGACUGUAUCGGAGCGUUCAACGAUAUGUGGGCGAAUGUACCGACUGUGAGACCGGGAAAGGAAACCCGAUGAUUAAUGGGAAAUCCCCGGGCAAUCUACACGCAACCUAUCCAUUCCAGAUCAUCGCCAUGGAUCAUAUACCGUCGUUGCCCAAGUCCAUCAAGGGGAACACCGAACUGCUCAUUUGGGUCGACCUUUUCUCGGGAUAUGUGAUUGCAAAGGCUAGCUCCUCUCGGACGGCACAAACAAUAGCGGAGAAUUACGAAGAAUGUGUGUUUCGACGCUUCGGAGCUAGCGAGGCUAUCAGGCACGAUCGAGAACCGGGAUUUAUGUCCGACUUCUUUCGAGCCUUCAGUCGGAUCGUAGGACAAAAACAGCGUGCUACUAUGGCUUACAGACCACAAGCAAAUGGAACAGCCGAACGAAUGGUGCAAACCCUGACACAUUCGAUCAAGAUGUACGUGGCUGAAGUUGACCAGCGAGACUGGGAUGAGUAUGCUGAGCGGCUCACAUUUGCCAUUAACACUGCAAAAGAUCGGAUCCGGGGGGAUAAUCCAUUUUAUCUGAUUCAUGGGUGGGACCCGCGAUCGACUUUGGAGGCUACGCUACCAGUGGGGAAUACGGGGACAUGA